AAAAAGAAAUCAACUAUGUAGUUGAUUGGCAUAUUACCCAUUACAAGAAAAUAGAAUACCAAACAGCUUCACAUGAUGAAUAUGGAGAUAUUUUUAACGAUUCCAUUAAAAUCAUUCUAAAUGAAGACUUAACCGAAGAACCGGUUAACUCAGAAAAUCUAGCAAAAGAAAUGAAAAAUGUUCAGGAGAACAUAAACGAAGCAGAUAUUGCAACUUAUACAAUGGACCUCGACUAUAAACCACCUGUCGAAUUAAAUAACCUAUGUUUUGAAUGCCAAUACCCUUACAAUGAAAAAGAUUUAAUUGAAAACAUUUGCAAUGAAUGCUACAAAGAAAGCACACUUCCAUGUGUUAUCUGCCAAAAUGAAACACUCAGAAUUAAACUUAAAAGAAAUAUUUGUGAAAAAUGCUUUGAACAAGAAAUAAUGAUCAAUACAAUGAUCAAUAUUACACCAAAAUGUAACCACUGUAAAAACGAAACACCCGCAAACUUAUUACAAAAUGGAAAAUGUAACAUGUGCAGAAAUAUACAAGAAAAAGACGAGAUUCAAGAAAUUCCACCAGAAGAAUUUAAACCUAAAGAAGCGAAACAAAAAGAAGAAGAAUUCAACUUCGAAAAAAUCAAAAGAACAGAAAUCGAACAAAUUAAAGAAAAUAUUAUUAACUUGCAAAGAUUAGUGAAUGAGCAAGCUAAACAUAUUCGAAUUUUGAAACAGGCAAUCGAAAUUCACCAAUUAAUGUUUAACGAACUGAACCAAGAAAAUAUUAAUCUUAAACGAAAGUUUGAAGAAUUUGAAGAAAAAGAUUAUCUUUCGAAACUUCGAAAUAUUACAUUAAUUGACCAACAG
Ambispora leptoticha is the source of this 848-nucleotide messenger RNA. NCBI's taxonomy places the organism in Eukaryota, Fungi, Glomeromycota, Glomeromycetes, Archaeosporales, Ambisporaceae. The record is from the annotation of a GenBank genome assembly.